GGAAUGCUAUUAAUGUCUAUAAAUCUGAACUUCUAGUAAAAAAAGAUUAUUUCACACGUAUGUUUGCAGAAGAUAAUGUAGAUAUUUUAUUCGUAAAAUUGUGAAAUUAGACCAACAAGAUGUCUUCAUCCGCAAUAUACAUCUUAGAUGUAAAGGGUAAAGUCCUCAUAUCGAGGAAUUAUCGCGGCGAUGUGGAUUUGGGCAUCAUUGACAAGUUCAUGCCACUACUUAUGGAGAAAGAGGAAGAAGGAAUGUUGACUCCUCUAUUGCAGACCAGUGAAUGUACCUUCGCUUAUAUCAAAACCAACAACUUGUACAUUGUAUCAACAACAAAGAAAAAUGCUAACAUAGCACUUGUAUUUGUAUUCUUGUACAAAAUUGUGGAGGUCAUGACUGAAUACUUCAAAGAGUUGGAGGAAGAGAGCAUCCGGGACAAUUUUGUGGUCAUUUAUGAGCUGUUAGAUGAACUAAUUGACUUUGGAUACCCACAAACAACUGACAGCAAGAUACUACAAGAGUACAUAACCCAGGAAGGCCACAAAUUGGAAAUGCAACCCCGUAUUCCCAUGGCAGUAACAAAUGCAGUAUCUUGGAGGUCUGAGGGUAUUAAGUACAGGAAGAAUGAAGUAUUCUUAGAUGUCAUAGAAUCUGUUAACUUGUUGGCUAAUUGCAAUGGCAAUGUUCUACGAAGUGAGAUUGUAGGUGCCAUUAAAAUGAGAGUGUACUUAUCAGGUAUGCCUGAAUUGCGUCUUGGUCUAAAUGAUAAAGUCUUGUUUGAGAGUACAGGGCGAGGCAAAUCAAAGUCUGUGGAGCUUGAAGAUGUAAAAUUCCAUCAGUGCGUCAGACUGUCUCGGUUUGAAAAUGACAGGACAAUUUCUUUCAUCCCACCUGAUGGAGAGUUUGAGUUGAUGUCAUACAGAUUGAAUACUCAUGUCAAGCCUUUGAUUUGGAUUGAAUCUGUCAUUGAACGCCAUGCCCACUCUAGGGUAGAGUAUAUGAUCAAGGCAAAGUCUCAGUUCAAGAGGCGUUCAACUGCUAACAAUGUUGAGAUUAUAAUUCCCGUCCCAGCUGAUGCUGACUCUCCAAAAUUCAAGACUACAAUUGGCAGUGUCAAAUACACUCCUGAACAGAACGCUAUCACCUGGUCUAUUAAAUCCUUCCCUGGAGGCAAAGAGUACUUAAUGAGAGCUCACUUUGGAUUACCAUCUGUCGAGUGUGAAGAAGUUGAUGGUAAACCUCCAAUCCAAGUCAAGUUUGAAAUCCCAUACUUUACUACUUCUGGUAUCCAAGUAAGGUACUUGAAGAUUAUUGAGAAGAGUGGGUAUCAGGCUUUGCCUUGGGUGCGGUAUAUCACACAGAAUGGAGACUAUCAACUAAGAACUAACUAAUCAUUUUUAUUACAUUCCAUAGAUAUAAGAAGCACCAUAUUAUGUUAUAUACAAGUUGUCUAUUUUGCAUUAUUAAUAAUUAUAGGUUUUAAAAAAUUAUGUAGUA
Spodoptera litura is the source of this 1494-nucleotide messenger RNA. RefSeq names its product adaptor protein complex 1, mu subunit (gene AP-1mu). Lineage: Eukaryota; Metazoa; Arthropoda; Insecta; Lepidoptera; Noctuidae. The record is from RefSeq and is a predicted model, not a curated record. Gene Ontology annotation, cellular component: clathrin adaptor complex. Gene Ontology annotation, biological process: intracellular protein transport; vesicle-mediated transport.